CGAAAUCUUGGAAUUCUAGUCACGUCUGGAAAAGAAACAAGUAUCAAUAAUGUGAAGGGUUACCUACUUGAUAGCAUAAGCCAUUUGUUCCGACCAGUCGAAGCACUUAAGGACAUGCUCGAUGAUUACUCUCUUUCACCCCUAGUGGAGACAAUCCAUUCCCGAACGCCGCUAAGCGGUUGUGACAUCAAUUGCACGGUAUCCCUACAUCUCGGCAUUCCAUGUCAGCAUACAACACAUCGUGAACUUGCAGACGGCAUGAAGUUGACAACAUGGGAUGUGCACUCUAGAUUGCAUCUAUACGAGUGGAGUUCAAACCCAUAUAGGCGGAUUCACGGUCUAAGAAUUGCAACUGAGCUUCGUGAACGGCCGAAAAAGUAAUGGGCAGCCAAUCCCGAUUGCUUUCAAGAUACAGGCGCGCAGCCACAAUCGGAAUGAUGUAGUGCAGGAUUAGCUGUUUCGCGCUAUCCAACCAGAACAGCCUACGAGCAGCGGAUCAGGUCAAUCAAACGUGGAAAAUCAUGUAUCGCAAGAUCAACAAGGUCGCAGGAGGUUGAAGGAAUUGCUCUGGGUAAUCGGACGGGAGUACGUUUGAAUGGGCGAUGGUUAUAGCCAAUUAUUCGUAGGCGGAGAUCGCGGUGGGAGAUCGCGACUGGAGAGAGCAGGAGGAGGUGCGUGAUAGCAUCAACGUCAGGACCAGUGAGCGUGUGACUAGAUCUAUGACAUCUUCCGUAAAUUUUUAGCAAUGUUGAUUCACACCACACACU
Messenger RNA from Truncatella angustata, 767 nucleotides. RefSeq lists its product as uncharacterized. The transcript has a single exon. The coding region runs from base 115 to 381 and encodes 88 amino acids. The record is from RefSeq and is a predicted model, not a curated record. Lineage: Eukaryota; Fungi; Ascomycota; Sordariomycetes; Amphisphaeriales; Sporocadaceae.